AUGGCCGCUUCAGCAAAACGCCCUGAGAUUAUCGAGCUCGCCCGCGGGCUAAGAGGGGUGCCCAUGUGCGAGGACUACGAACGCAUGAUCUCCGGCAUGAUGUACAAUCCCAACAUCCCGCAGCUGCUUGAAGCACGCUAUCUAUGUCGUGGACUUUCCGCAGACUACAACAACCUGGACACGAAAACAGUGACGUAUGAUCAAAUCGGCGACAAGCGAUUGGAGCUUCUCCGCAAGCUGGUCGGCAAAGUGGGGGAUGGCACUUUCAUUGAGCCGCCUUUUCUCCCGGACUACGGCUGCAACACCGUGAUUGGAAAAGAUUGUUUCUUUAACUGGAACGUGACCAUCCUAGAUACUAGCCUGGUCAGCAUCGGCGACCGGGUGCAGAUCGGUACCGGGGUCAGCAUCAUCACCGCAGGUCACGAUACCAGUGUGUUGUCGCGUCGGAAGUUCGUCGAGUUCGGCCACCCGAUCUUCAUUGAGGAUGAUUGCUGGAUCGGGAGUAACGUCGUUGUCCUGCCCGGUGUCACGAUUGGCCAGGGUUCGACCAUCGGGGCGGGAUCAGUGGUCACUAAGGACAUCCCGCCAUUCUCCAUCGCAGUAGGCACGCCGUGUCGGGUAAAGAAGACGAUCCAAUCGGCAGAAGAAGAGGAGCAGGAUCCUAACAACCCGUAUCGCAAUUUGGUCCGCGAGGAUCGGUAA
Penicillium salamii is the source of this 702-nucleotide messenger RNA. The record is from the annotation of a GenBank genome assembly. NCBI's taxonomy places the organism in Eukaryota, Fungi, Ascomycota, Eurotiomycetes, Eurotiales, Aspergillaceae.